UUGAAGUUACUCACGCAUGUCCUUCCGUCUUGUAAAAAAUCGUACCUUCAUCUAUGCCUCUUCCCGUUUCUAUGCUACCGAAAUUAGCAAUGCGUCACUCAAGCCCUCUCCGUACGGGCAACCGCUCUUUCAGUCACAUUCUCAUCUUAUCAAGCCUGAGGAGCUAACUCCGGGUAUACACGCGCAAGAAUAUGAGGAUAGACGAAGGAGCCUCAUGAAUCGCCUCCCCGAUAAUAGCCUUGUGGUCUCUCUAGCUGGCACCAUCAAAUACAUGAGCGGAAAAAUCUUCUACAAGUUCCGCCAAGCCUCUGACUUUUGGUAUCUCACCGGAUUUGAGGAACCUGAUUCUGCAGUGGUACUAGAAAAGAAUCAUUCAGCUCGGGGCUACCGGAUGACCUUAUUUUCUUCCGGUAGUGAUUCAAACAAAGAGCAGUGGGAUGGUGCCAACACUACAUUCGCUGAUGCUCGCAGAGUUUUUCAAGUCGAUGAUGCUCGACAUAUUGACGAUUUUCCAUCACAUCUUCGCUCUGUCGUUCACCAAUAUUCCAACGUUUAUGUCGACCUUCCCUCUUCUCGAACGCGACGUACAUCGAAAGCGACCACGAAGUCCCUUCUGAAGUACCUGAGCGGUCGUUCAGAAGCCGAUCUUGUUGUCGAGUCGCUAGGAAAAUCACGUCCGAAACCCUUAGCUCCUGAAGUUGGACGUCUUCGCGCAAUCAAAAGUGCUUCAGAGCAAAAGCUCAUGAGGAUGGCUGCGGAUAUCAGCGGGAGGGCGCACGCCAAGACGAUGCGCUUCACACGACCUGGAUUAUCGGAAGCUGCUCUUGCUGCACACUUUGAUUAUCUUUGCUCCCUUUCAGGAGCACAACGUCUUGCUUAUGUUCCUGUUGUGGCUUCUGGACCUAACGCUCUUAUAAUACACUACACACACAAUAAUCAACUCAUAUCUCAGGAAGAAUUAAUUCUUGUUGACGCUGGUUGUGAAUACAAUGGUUACGCAUCAGAUAUUACUCGGACCUACCCGGCGAAUGGAACUUUCACCCCACCCCAACGUGACUUAUACUCCGCAGUUCUCUCCGCCCAGAAGGCACUGGUAGCUCUUUGUCAUGAAGGCUCAAACCUGACUUUGCACGAACUCCAUCGAAAGUCUUGCGAGUUACUCCGCCAAGAAUUACUUCAACUAGGAUUUCAUUUGCAUCCGGGAGACCUCGAACGCCUGUACCCUCAUUUUAUCAGUCAUCCUAUUGGGAUAGACCUGCAUGAGUCCGAUAACUUUUCGCGGAGCGGAAGUCUGAAGGCUGGUAUGGUGGUCACAGUUGAACCAGGAAUCUAUGUCCCUCCUUCCCCUGCUUUUCCGAAGCAUUACCAUAAUCUCGGCAUACGUAUUGAAGUACGAUUCACAGCUCAUUUUAGCGUGAGUCCUGCUGAUGCCAAUUUUGCAGGAUGAGGUUCUGGUUGGAAAAGAACAUCCUGUGGUACUAUCAGCAAGCGCUCCUAAGGAGAUUGUGGACGUGGAGGGUGCU
This is a messenger RNA of Lentinula edodes (shiitake mushroom), 1523 nucleotides long. RefSeq names its product peptidase M24. The transcript is spliced from 12 exons. Lineage: Eukaryota; Fungi; Basidiomycota; Agaricomycetes; Agaricales; Omphalotaceae. Gene Ontology annotation, molecular function: metalloaminopeptidase activity; manganese ion binding. The record is from RefSeq and is a predicted model, not a curated record. Gene Ontology annotation, cellular component: mitochondrion. Bases 17 to 1447 code for a protein of 476 amino acids.